This is a messenger RNA of Sitophilus oryzae (rice weevil), 3385 nucleotides long. It is a transcript of the gene PAPLA1, whose product is annotated as phospholipase DDHD2. Lineage: Eukaryota; Metazoa; Arthropoda; Insecta; Coleoptera; Curculionidae. The record is from RefSeq and is a predicted model, not a curated record. Gene Ontology annotation, molecular function: metal ion binding. The coding region runs from base 108 to 3068 and encodes 986 amino acids. The transcript is spliced from 9 exons. Gene Ontology annotation, cellular component: COPII-coated ER to Golgi transport vesicle.
GGAACUUAUUUGACAUAUGUGAUAUUUCAUUCCAUGUUCAAUAGUAAACAGCUGUUUUCGCUAAAUAAAUGUAGUGUUCUCAAUAUAAUUACUUUUAAAUAGGUACGAUGACAGAUAACAGAAAACUAGUAAAAAAUACACUUUUUAAUCCUGCUGUUACCGGAAGUACACUGGAUGAUUUCUCUCAAAAUGCUGUCUUACUUCCUGCUAUGGAAAAACCACCUCCGCCUAUACUAAACAUUAAACAUGAGGAAAUUUUGCAAGAAACUACCCAGCCACGAACUGACAUAUCAGCGGCGGUAUUAAGCCCAACAGAAUCCUUAGAGGUUCAACCAUCAAUAUCAAAUUAUUUUCAACAACCCCCUCCUGCCCAACAAGAGAUCUCUUUCGACACUCCCCAAGAACAUUAUCAAGCACCCUCGAACUUAAGCUCCGUAUUAUCGUCAUUUUCGAAUUACUUGAAAAUUGGAAGUGGAUUUACACAAUCACAACCGAUACCUCAAGAAAUAGAGUCUCCUGUGCCACCUCCGGCAGGUUUGGAGCAUCUGAUUGGUCAGGAACAAAGUAACGCCCCUCCUGUACCUCUAUUUAACGUUGCUAGUCCAUUGGAGCCUGUUCAAGAACCUUCUAAAGUACCACCAGCAAAUACAGGUCCAGUGAACACUUUCAGACGACCAGGGUUGAAGCGACCAGCUUACGCGCAAGUUCCUGGGUUAACUAACAACUCGAACCUUCCACCUACACCUGUUUCAGCUCCAAUACCGCCUCAGCCAUAUAAUUUACAGCAACCUCCACCUGUUCAGCACUUCCAGCCUUCCAUUUCACCAGCGAGUUCAACAUCUUCGAUUCAAGAAGCUACUUUGGCUCUUAACAGCCAAUUUAAGCCUAUAAAUCCACAGCCUCCUUCCUUUCCGCAGGUGAAGCCUAAUAUACCUUUCCCACAGCAUUCUCAAAGCGUUCUGCAAGGACAAGUAGGUCCAGUGAUGGAUGCUAUACCGGCUAGUGAAAUGCUCGCUACAGAGCCUGAUGGGUUUGGUCCUGGAUCCAGUGUGGCAGGACCCACAAAUAAUGCACAGACGAGUAAAAUUUAUAGGCCUGUUUAUCACCAUUGGUUCUAUAAAAAGGAAGUUGAAGGCAAAUCUAUAUGGAUACCGUUUUCGAUGGUUGAUUCCCUGGCUUUAGAGCACGAGUUCACAUCAAACGAUUUGGAUCCGGAUAAAGUCUUGGCAACGGACGGUGGGCGUUACGACGUAAAUAUUCUGCGCAGACAGAGAACUCCGGUGUAUUGGAAAGGAGCUACGACGGAAGUGCGCAGGUGUUCAUGGUUUCAUAAAAACAACGGCGACAGACGUUACACUCCGUACGACGAAAAUAUCGCUACGAAAUUAGAAUCUGAAUUUAAACAAGCUUUCGAAUCAAAUCAAUGGCAUAAGGAAGUAGACGUAGGCAAUGGCGAAAAAGUAGUUUUUCAUGGACCUGAUACAUUAGUGUUGUUUCCGGCUAACCACAACACUGACACGUGGGCAAAUGCUCCUAAUCAAGUCAGACCUAUGGUAGUCAAACGUGGAAUGGAUGAAUUCGACAUAGAUGAAGGUGAACCAACCCAGGUUGAUCAUCUUUUAUUUAUAGUACACGGUAUAGGAUCUGUGUGCGAUUUAAAAUUCAGAACUGUAGAGGAAGUUGUGGACGAAUUUCGAAACAUCGCUUUACAGCUCCUCCAAUCCCAUUACAAAUCUUCUUGCGAACGAGGAAUAGCUAACAGGGUUGAAGUUCUUCCAGUAAGCUGGCAUGGAAAAUUGCACUCUGAUGAAACUGGUGUUGAUGAACAGUUAAAAAAUAUUACUUUGGAAAGUAUUCCAAGGUUAAGGGCUUUUACAAACGAUACUAUUCUAGACGUGCUAUUUUAUACUAGUCCUCUGUACUGCCAAACCAUAAUUUCGACUGUUGGCGACGAGCUCAAUAGGCUUUACAGUUUAUUUCAACAGAGAAAUCCUUCAUUUUCUGGCGGAGUUUCUUUAGGAGGUCAUAGUUUAGGAUCUCUAAUUCUUUUUGAUUUAUUGGCACAUCAACGUCCAGCAGAGCCAGAGGAACCGAGUGAUGAUUUAACAGGUACAUACUUCAUCAAAACUAUCGUAUUUUUCUUAAUUUUUUUUUUUGUAUUUUCAGGAAAUUCUUCUGAAACUAAUGGAACCACCACGGACAAAAAAGUAUGUAGGAGAAUCAGUUACUUAAUGGGAACAGUGGGAGCUGGACAAGUAAAAAUUUCAUACCCACAUCUCUCAUUUCUUCCAAACGCCUUCUUUGCAUUAGGUAGCCCCAUAGGGAUGUUUGUAACCGUUAGAGGACUUGACAAGCUUGGAGAACACUUCUCUUUACCAACUUGUCCAACCUUCUUCAACAUUUUCCAUCCAUACGACCCGGUGGCUUACAGAAUUGAAGCUUUAAUUAACCCAGAACUGGCAAAAUUAAAGCCUGUACUCAUCCCACAUCACAAAGGCCGUAAAAGAAUGCAUUUAGAAUUGAAGGAAACUAUGGCUAGAGUUGGUGCUGACUUGAAACAAAAAGUGUUUGACUCAAUGAAGAGCACAUGGAACUCGUUUUACCAGCUGGCAAUGUUCCAUAAACAAGACCAACCUGCCCUUGAAGCUGAGGUGAGCAAGAACAUUCAAAACCAACUGGAAACAACGCCUGAAGAGGAUGACCAAUGUGAGCAAGAACCUAUCCAAGAGCAAACUGACAUACCCUUAGGGCAGCUGAAUAAUGGAAGAAGAAUAGACUAUGUAUUACAGGAAGCCCCCUUGGAGUUUUUUAACGAAUAUAUUUUCGCUUUAACUAGUCAUGUGUGUUACUGGGAAUCUGAAGAUACGAUUCUAAUGAUACUGAAAGAAAUUUACUCUUCAAUGGACAUCCAGACAGAUAACAAAAUUCCUCAACAAACUAUGACCAUAGAACGUCCACCAUCAUCGCCUAAAUACCAGAAAAAGACGGGAAUGGACCCUACAUACCCUGCGACAGCAAGUACAAAUUUACCUCCACCACCAACAAGUGGUUUUGUAAGAAAAACAUAGUACAUGCUUUACCAUUGGGUUUAUAGACCUUUAGCUCAAAGGUACGCACCAUAUUUGUUGACAAAUCGGACAUAUUCAGUUAGGAAGAGGCGCAUUAAAUACAAUGUUUAUAACAGCCUAUAAUUUCUAUUACUGUGAUGAAUACGUUAAUUCGCUGUAAUUUGUUGAUGUUUGAUAAUUUUAUUUGUUAUUUUGUACCUGUCGUUGUAAACAAAUUUAUUUAAAGUAAAUAAGAACACAAGACUUAUAUAUUAUAUCACGGUAUAUCCUAGGUUAUACCGUGAUGAUAUCAAUAUAUUUUGUACCCUAAAUAAUAA